AUGAGCUCAAAACAACCUUGCAAAUCUGAACCGGACCUCCCAGUACCACCACUGCCCACCCUUUCCCGCCCCCACUCCUCUAACAGCCCCACCACCGUCUCCAACCGCCGUGUCGCCAUAGCGGUGGACCUUUCCGACGAGAGUGCAUAUGCAGUCAAAUGGGCAGUACGGAACUACCUCCGACCAGGCGACGCCGUGAUACUCCUCCACGUGCGGCCAACCUCCGUGCUCUACGGCGCUGAUUGGGGGUCAAUUCAACGCCAAAUCAAUAGCAACAACACCCCUUUUGAGCAAGAUGCGUUAAACAGUCCUGAUGAUCAAGAAAGGCAGAAACUUGAGGAUGAUUAUGAUAGUUUUACCAAUAACAAAGCCAAUUUGUUAGCUAAGCCGUUGUUGGAGGCUAACGUUCCUUUCAAGAUUCAUAUAGUGAAGGAUCAUGACAUGAAAGAGAGGCUUUGUUUGGAAGUUGAGAGGUUGGGGUUAAGUGCUGUGAUAAUGGGAAGUAGAGGUUUUGGUGCUACAAGAAAGAAGGGAAGUGGUAAAGGAGGAAGUGUUGGUGGUGGGAGGUUAGGGAGUGUUAGUGAUUAUUGUGUGCAGCAUUGUGUUUGUCCUGUUGUUGUUGUUAGGUGUAGUGAUGAUGGUAAAGAAGAAGUGAGUGUGAAAAGAGGAGAUGUUGGUGAGGAGGUAGAGGAAGGUCUUCAUCCUGUGCCUGAGGAGGAUCAAGAGGAGUGUGUUGAUGAUGAGCUGAAAGAUAAUUCUAGUGCACCAACAAGCUUGAGUGACAAAACACUGACAGAAAACCACAAAUCCAAACAAAGUAACAUACCGACCAGACUUUGGAAAGCAUAA
Molecule: messenger RNA, 849 nt
Organism: Dovyalis caffra
Lineage: Eukaryota; Viridiplantae; Streptophyta; Magnoliopsida; Malpighiales; Salicaceae
Source: the annotation of a GenBank genome assembly